GUCAAUACACGCACAACGACACAUCAAGCUACACUUUCCAGUAUAAAUUGAACCAUUAUUAGACGGGAAGCAUAUACAAUGCGAGACCAUCCUUUAUUGGAAAUGAGUAGCUUGAUGUCUCGGUGUACCUACUGUACAAAGGAUUCAGAAGAACCAUUAUUCAACUUUGUUCCCAUGGAAGCAGUACAUUCAGAUAGAAACAAGGGAAAUCAAUUGCACCUAAAAAGACCAAAUGGUGAAGAUAACAGUGUGACUUCGUAUACAUUUAUAAAAAAGCCUGCCCUGGGAUUCAAGAUUGUACGCAUUGAAAUAUAUGAUGCUAAAGAUUUCAUGGACCGAGAAGACACCCUCUGCAAAUGUAAAGCGGAGUUGUGUGCACAACAUGUCGUAAAACAUGUAUUAUUCGACGAUAUUUACAAAUCCGCAAAUGAAUUAAUUCAAAAGAUUCAAAAUAAUUUAGAGAAUUAAAGAAAUAAAUGUUCAGAU
This is a messenger RNA of Helicoverpa zea (corn earworm), 486 nucleotides long. RefSeq lists its product as uncharacterized. The coding region runs from base 79 to 468 and encodes 129 amino acids. The transcript is spliced from 2 exons. The record is from RefSeq and is a predicted model, not a curated record. Lineage: Eukaryota; Metazoa; Arthropoda; Insecta; Lepidoptera; Noctuidae.